AUGGCGGCUAUUGAAAAUAAUGAAGAGGGCCUUUUUAUGGCCUGUUUUGAAGACGUUGCGGCAUUGUUAGAUAUUUGUGAAGAGCAAGACGGCAACAUUGAUCAAAAUGUUAUUGAAUCAGUAAUAAACCAGUAAUAAUCCGCUGUAAAAUUCGUGGAAAAUGUGUUGCCAUCUGUAAACGAAUGUAGAGAUGCUAUAUCUGAGGUUGGAAACAACUUGAAACUCUUAUAUCAUGUGUGGUGUCGCAAACUACAAGAACUUUGGCAGAGAAGUAACACAGCCUGUACUCACUUGGCAGUCUUUUCCAUUAGUCAUCCUGGACAUUGCAUAAGUGCAGGACCAGGAAGGCCUAAAUAUAACAUUGAUGAAGAAGUUUUGUUAAACCUAAGGACUAUUGUUGGUUUCACGUUGGACUAUAUGGCGCUGAGUACGAGAGCUGGAUAUUGUGGCAAGAACUGGGUUUUUUUGGACAUCGGAAAUGAUCAGCUUGAUGAUAUUGUAAGAGCUUUCAUGAAUGUUCAAGGAAUUCUAGUUGGCUAUUCAAUGGUUCAAGGUCACCUGAGAAAUAUGAACAUAAAGAUACAAAGAGAUCGUAUUCGAGCAUCUAUAAAACGAGUUGAUCCUCGCAAUAGUCGUUUGAGAUGGGCAACUCUAAUUUCUAGGCGAAGUUAUUCAGUGGCUGGCCCAAACAGCUUGUGGCACAUAGAUGGUCACCAUAGUUUAAUCACCUGGGGGUUUGUUAUGCAUGGUUGCAUUGACGGUUACUCGCGUUUAAUUUGCUUUUUAAAGUGUGCAACCAAUAACAGGUCGGAAACUGUGGAAAGAUUAUUUUUGCAAAGCAUUGAGAAACAUUCAUGGCCUUCACGCAUCCGCACGGACCAUGGGGGUGAGAAUGUUUUGGUUUGGCAACAAAUGAUUGCGAUGAGAGGUGAAAACAGAGGGUUAGUUCUUGUUGGUAGUUCAACUCGUAACCAGAGAAUUGAGCGUUUAUGGUGUGAUGUCUUUAGAUGCUUUGAAAAUGUAUUCUAUUACACCUUCCAAUCAAUGGAAACCUCUGGUUUGCUUGAUAUUACCAACCCAUUGCAUAUGUUUAUACUUCAUUAUGUCUACCUACCAAGAAUUAAUACCGCAAUUGAAAGUUUUGUUGAUGCUUGGAACAAACAUCCAAUUAGAACAGAAAGAAACUGGACUCCAGAACAAAUAUGGUCAAACAGAAUGAUGAACAGAGUCAAUGAAAGGCUUACUGCUGUAGUGGAUGUACGAGGUGAAAGAGAUAUGGGUGAUGAUGACUUACAGUGGUACGGUACUGAUACAGAUGGGCCUAUACCACCAGAUAAUGGUCUCAAUAG
This is a messenger RNA of Paramuricea clavata, 1349 nucleotides long. The record is from the annotation of a GenBank genome assembly. Lineage: Eukaryota; Metazoa; Cnidaria; Anthozoa; Malacalcyonacea; Plexauridae.